UUGUCUCGGAAAAAAAAAAAAAUUAUGAAAAGAAAAAAAGAAAAAAAAUUUUUAUAAUCAUAACUCACCACAAAAACAGAAGUAAGGGCUUGGGCCUGGUUCCUAGCGACAUGGCUAAAUGCACCAAGGUUAGGAUCGUUGGUAAAUACAGGACCCACUAUGAUGCCUCCUUCCGGAAAAUGGUGAAGAAGAUUGAAAUCAGCCAGCAUGCCAAGUUCACUUGCUCCUUCUGUGGCAAAACCAAGAUGAAGAGACGAGCUGUGGGGAACUGGCACUGUGGUUCCUGCAUGAAAACAGUAGCUGGUGGUAGCUGGACCUACAACACCACUUCGCAGUAA
This is a messenger RNA of Nycticebus coucang (slow loris), 338 nucleotides long. RefSeq names its product 60S ribosomal protein L37a-like. Gene Ontology annotation, biological process: translation. Gene Ontology annotation, cellular component: ribosome. The transcript has a single exon. The record is from RefSeq and is a predicted model, not a curated record. The coding region runs from base 111 to 338 and encodes 75 amino acids. NCBI's taxonomy places the organism in Eukaryota, Metazoa, Chordata, Mammalia, Primates, Lorisidae. Gene Ontology annotation, molecular function: structural constituent of ribosome.